Molecule: messenger RNA, 2639 nt
Organism: Phaedon cochleariae (mustard beetle)
Lineage: Eukaryota; Metazoa; Arthropoda; Insecta; Coleoptera; Chrysomelidae
Source: the annotation of a GenBank genome assembly
AUUCGCUCAUUGAAUGUGAUUUGUGAUUCCCUUGUGAAAAUAGAAAGAUGAAUUUUAAUUUUUAAUCUUAUAAUUUCUGUUUCAUUUGUCAUUGGAUCAAAUUGAAUAUGGAUCCAUGAGAGAGAACUAAAAGUAGGCACCUUUGUGACUUGGUAUUUGAAUAUUUUCACUGAUAGUUUUGUGUGAGGUUUUGUGUGUAGUGUGUUCGGAAUUUUUAUUUUUUGUGCCAGCCGCCAGUUUCAAAAAUUUCAGAUUUCAAAUAAUAUCUACACCCUUCCCUAGUUCACCUACUUCAAGUUCAAUAUGCCGCCGAAAAAGAAACAAACCCCUAAGAAUGCUUUCUUUUAUUUCAUGAUGGAAUUCAAAGAUAAGCAUGGCAAAAAAUAUAAUAGCAUGCAAGAAGUAUCAGAUGCAGCUGGGCCCCAUUGGAGCAACAUGUCAAAGGAACAACGUAGACCUUAUGAGCAAAAAGCUCUGAUGGAAAAAAACCAUGUAAAGCCUGUUAAACUCACAUCAGAGGGUCUGGAUAUCGAAGAACUGGAAAUGAUGGAAAAGCAAGAGCAAAUGAAAAUACAAGAAAUGAAAGAUGAAAUCAAUUACACAUUGAAUAUGUCAAAUAAAAAUGGUAGGAUCAAGGAUGAGCUGUUCUUCAUCAUCCACAUCAAUCACUUUUGUUAUUGUGAAUCAGAAGGCAGAUACUAUCCUGCUGAAAUUGCUAUAUCAUGCUUCAGUUUGGAGGAUGGGGUUUUGCCUCAGAAUGUAUUUCACAGGUGCAUCCAGCCAGGGAUGUUACCUAGGGGUUAUGCUCAUGAUGCAAAUCUAAGGUCUAAAGAGUCCCACCAGUUGCCACCACCAAUGUAUGGAGAAAAUGAAAAUAACAUGGAGGAGGUUUAUAUGGAAAUGAAGCAUUUUUUGCAGACCAAACUGUCUGGUUCUAAACGCAUGCCAGUUCUCUAUGCUGAUGAAAAAAUGGUGAAAAUGGUGCAACAUGUAUUGGACAUGUGGUGCUAUGAUUUCCAUGAGCAGAAACCUCUUUUCAAGGUUUUCAACUUGCAGUACAUGUUCAGAUUGUUGAGAAACAUUGUGGCAGGUUAUAAUGUCUGGGUCACUGACACUUACAGUGCAAGGGAGAUAGAAAAGGAUGUUUAUGCUUAUACUGGUGGGUUAAGCUGUGAGAUUCAUGAAGUUUCUGAUGUAGUGGUGCAUUGCAGUAGAUCCAUUGUGAUCAGAUAUGCAUACAUAAUCUGUGACAACUGCUGCCCUGAUUUGCAUAUUGUGAUGGUCCCAGGGACGCAUGUGCCCGAUACAGCUCUGAUGCCUGGCCGAUCGGCCAGUAGAGCCAAUUCUAUCUGUUCUGCUUCUUCUACCAGAUCAUCGAAAUUGCGUCCGUCGACGCGCGAAGACGACUCCGACUCGCUGGUCUCAUUCUCGAGCCGCUCCGAGUGGGACAACUCCUCGGUGACGUCAUCGUCGCACAUGACGCUCGAGAGCGACGACCAGUUCCCGCUGCUGGGCGGCCGGGGGGGCAGGAACAAGCCGCCCUCGCCGCCCACCUCGUUCCACCACUACUCGCCCGACGAGAGCAGCGAAAAGUCCAGCGUGAAGAGCUAUUCGGGAGCGACGGGCAGAGCGGGCAUGAGCCAGAGGUCGAUGGAUUUGCCGUCAUCAGUGAUGAAAAACGAUGAGAAAUAUCAACCCAGUGCAUCUCUACCGCCAUCGGACUUUUGGGGCCGCGGCCGACCGUUAGGCGAGUCCCAAAAUAGGGACAACGCCAUCAAUAGGGACGACGUCAAUAGUUUCCCCGCCCUCGGAAGGGCUAGGGGAUUAGGGACGCGUGGAAGGAGGCCCAACAGGAAUCAGUAAGGAAAUCGGAAUAUAUACAGUGCGACGGGCAAACAAUCAUCUGUCAGAUAAAUUUGGGUGUAGGUGCUUGAAGAAAUUUGUGAGUCACACUUUUAUUCGAUGUGGAGGAUAUUCAUUUCUUCCUUGGAGACUGAAAAGUUUGCAUGACACUUGUGAAUUUCGUUCGAAUUUGAGCACUUGUGUAACCAACUUAAUCUUUCUUUGCCCUUGAAUAUUUUGCAAAUUGUUGCCCUGGACUAAAAAUAAUUUGACCUCUGUUUACGGAAAUUCAUGUUUCUAUUUCCGACGAUUUGAACAUGAUACCUAAUGCAUCUUCCUGAAAUUUUGUAAAAAAUAUCAUUGCAUCGAUAUUCAAGAAGUUUUAAACUUUUUUACAUUAAUUGAGGUAGGUACCUAGCUUUUUAGAUUGGUGAUUCAUUAUUUCUUUUGGUAUUUAGAAAACAACUAACAGGGUGUUGAAUCAACUUCUCGGCAAAUUCUGACACCUUUGUAUCAGUUUUUGAACAGCAGAUGAAACAUUGAUUACAAAAAAGAACGUCAUGAAAUACUAAAAUUAUCUGUAUGAAAAACCACUAAAUCCCUGAAAGAUCUAAUUUCAGCAUUCAUAACUGCUAAACUUCGAAAGAAAUCUUCAGGUUGUCGUACAUUCUUUCUCAAGUAUUCAAAUAUGACUUUGACAUUUCAAAUAAUGAAAUCAUAUGGGCAUAUACUGUCUGAUAUCAAAUGGAAAUAGUGAUUCUGAAUCUCAUCCUAUGAAACUGACAUUGAAUGAUGAC